UAAACCGUCCGCUAAUGGCUAUUGCUCAAGUCUCGACUUUCAGAAGGACAUCAGAUGAGUAUUAAUGGUGGUUAAUGUACAGUUCAUCUUCCUCCUUUCUUCUCCACUGUGCAGAUCCAUAACGCCGGAAUAAGAGCAACCCGCAGCAGUUAGAAGAACAAAAAUGGCGUCACCAGCAACUCUCCAACAAAGAUCCCCUCUCUCCCCAUCCUCCUCCUCCCCUCUUCAACGCCUCUCCACUUUCAAAAACUCCUCCUCUGCCUCUCCCCUACCACCCACCACCACCCCUUCCACCACCGCUUCUGCAUUAGAUUCCUUUGCCAACGACCCAAUUCUCUCUCCUUUCCUCUCCCCUUCUUUCUCCUCCACCUCCUUCUCCUCCGCUGCCCUCUCCUCUGGCUCACCAGCCUCCACCGCCGAGCAUCUCCACCAGGCCAUCCGCCUUCUCGAGUCCCAGCUCCGUUCGGAAGUCCUCUCCCGCCACCAAGAGCUUCUCUCCCAACUCUCAUCUCUUUCCCACGCAGAGCUCUCCCUUUCAUCCCUUCGAUCUUCUCUCUCUUCUCUCCAAUCCUCCCUCCGCCGUGUUCGAUCCGAGCUCUCUGACCCUCUCCAUGCCAUUCGCUCCAAGACCCUCCAGCUGUCCAACCUUCAUUCUGCGUCUGAACUCCUGUCUCACUCCAUCCGCGCGCUCCGCCUCUCGAAGAAGCUACGUGAUCUCAUGGUUGCUGCGGACGCUGAUCCCGAUAAGCUUGACCUUGCCAAGGCAGCCCAGCUCCAUUUCGAGAUCUUGAACAUGUGCCACGAGUACGAUCUCCUCGGCGUUGAAGUCAUUGACGAGGAGCUCAAGUGGGUAAAGGAGAUCGGGAAUCGGCUGAGGACGGAGGCGAUGAAGGUGUUGGAAAGGGGAAUGGAAGGGUUGAAUCAGGCCGAGGUGGGCACUGGAUUGCAGGUUUUCUACAAUCUCGGCGAGCUGGGCGGAACGGUGGAGCAAUUGAUUAACAAGUACAAGGGUAUGGCGGUGAAGAGCGUGAGCGUGGCCUUGGAUAUGAAGGCCAUAUCUUCCGGUCCCGGUGCCGGUGGUGGGUUCGGGCCGGGGGGGAUACGGGGUAGUGGGACACCGCAGAUUGGUGGCGGGGCCAAAGCUAGGGAGGCUUUGUGGCAGAGGAUGACAACUUGUAUGGAUCAGUUGCAUAUUAUCAUGGUCGCGGUUUGGCACUUGCAACGGGUGUUGUCGAAGAAAAGGGACCCCUUUACCCAUGUCUUGUUGCUUGAUGAGGUUAUCAAGGAUGAUGAUCCCCUGUUAACAGAUAGAGUAUGGGAGGCACUUGUUAAAGCAUUUGCUAGCCAAAUGAAAUCUGCUUUCACUGCCUCAAGUUUUGUCAAAGAAAUUUUUACGAUGGGUUAUCCAAAGCUUGUCUCUAUGAUAGAAAAUUUUUUUGAACGAAUUUCACGUGACACAGAUGUUAAAGGGGUAAUACCAGCUAUCAGCUUGCAGCGAAAAGAUCAGAUGGUUGCAACAAUUGAGAUAUUCCAGACAGCUUUCUUAUCUCUCUGCUUAGGUCGCUUGUCUGAUCUUGUUAAUACAGUAUUCCCUGUGUCUAGCCGUGGAAACGUUCCCUCCAAAGAACAAAUCUCCAAAAUAAUUUUACGUAUUCAGGAAGAGGUUGAGGCUGUACAAUUGGAUGGUCGUUUAACUCUUCUUGUCUUGCGUGAAAUAGGCAAGGUCUUGCUCCUUCUUGCUCAACGUGCUGAGUACCAGAUAUCAACUGGUCCUGAAGCACGCCAAGUAACUGGUCCUGCAGCUCCUGCUCAAAUCAAGAACUUUGCAUUGUGUCAGCAUCUGCAAGAGGUUCAUACACGCAUAUCAUCUAUGAUUUCUGGGCUGCCUACUAUUGCUGCAGAUGUGUUGUCUCCUUCUUUGGGUGUAAUAUAUGGGGUUGCUUGUGACUCGGUAACAUCCCUGUUUCAAGCGAUGGUUGACCAUCUUGAGUCUUGCAUUUUACAAAUUCAUGACCAGAACUUUGGUACGCUUGGCAUCGAUGCUGCCAUGGACAACAAUGCUUCACCAUACAUGGAGGAGUUGCAGAAGUGUAUUCUUCACUUCCGUAGUGAGUUUCUAUCUAGAUUAUUGCCUUCUACAACAAAUGCUAAGACAGCAGGAACAGAAACUAUAUGCACUAGGCUGGUUAGGAGAAUGGCUUCUCGAGUUCUGAUAUUCUUUAUUAGGCAUGCUUCCCUAGUAAGACCCCUUUCAGAAUCAGGCAAGCUUAGAAUGGCUCGGGACAUGGCUGAGCUAGAAUUAACCGUGGGCCAGAAUUUGUUCCCAGUAGAACAACUUGGUGCACCCUACCGAGCCCUUCGAGCAUUCAGGCCACUUAUUUUCUUGGAAACAUCUCAAUUGGGAGCAUCUCCUCUUCUUCAGGAUCUACCACCGAGUGUCAUACUACAUCAUCUUUAUUCCCGAGGGCCUACAGAAUUGCAGUCACCGUUGCAGAGGAACAAACUUACACACUUGCAGUACUCACUAUGGCUUGAUUCUCAAGGAGAGGAUCAGAUCUGGAAAGGAAUCAAAGCAACUUUGGAUGAUUACGCAGCAAAGGUCAGGGCAAGAGGAGACAAGGAGUUUACGACUGUCUAUCCUCUCAUGCUUCGACUAGGAUCCUCAUUGAUUGAAAAUGUUUCUGCAUGAUAUCCCUGGUCACAGAUAUACCUAUUAAUGAACUCACAGCUGGCUAGCCAUGGUCAACUUUCUUACUUCGAGGAGGAUGCCGAUUGGAAAUUUGGAGAAAACUUGACAGAAUCAGACAACAGUUGAGCCAGUUCAACUUCCAGUUUUGACGUAAAAAAAAGGUCUUCUUUCUUUAACAUAUUAAAAGAUAUUCUUUUUAUGAAUGGUUUUUAUAUCGCCAUUCUCAUGAUACUCAUAAUCGAAGCAUCCCUUGAACAACAGCCUUGAGUUCUGUGCACUGUCUUCGGAUAUUAGUAGCUGUUUGGAGAUUGUAAAAUCAUUGUUUUUCCUGCAUGUUUCUUCUGCACUUUUUUUCCACAGGGUUGCUCAUGUAAUAUACAUUUCCAGGUCAUAAUGGUGAAUAUAUCUAUAAAUAUAGAUGCAUUCUUAUAUUGA
Messenger RNA from Carica papaya (papaya), 3124 nucleotides. Its product is annotated as Golgi transport complex protein-like protein. Gene Ontology annotation, biological process: intra-Golgi vesicle-mediated transport. Gene Ontology annotation, cellular component: COG complex. The record is from RefSeq and is a predicted model, not a curated record. Lineage: Eukaryota; Viridiplantae; Streptophyta; Magnoliopsida; Brassicales; Caricaceae.